Molecule: messenger RNA, 885 nt
Organism: Vicia faba (fava bean)
Lineage: Eukaryota; Viridiplantae; Streptophyta; Magnoliopsida; Fabales; Fabaceae
Source: the annotation of a GenBank genome assembly
AUGCCAUCAUCCUCUAUUCUCUUCACUUUUCUUGCACUAUCACUCACAAUUCUUUGUUCUAAUGCUCAGGGUCCACCUUCACCUGGCUACUACCCUAGCUCCAAAAUUAGUCCAAUCACCUUUAGUCAAGGCUUUAGAAACCUUUGGGGACCUCAACAUCAAAGAUUGGACCAAAACUCAUUAACAAUAUGGCUUGACUCCAACUCAGGUAGUGGAUUCAAGUCACUUCACUCCUAUAAAUCCGGAUACUUUGGUGCUGCAAUUAAGCUUCAACCUGGAUACACAGCCGGAGUUAUUACUUGUCUAUAUCUAUCAAAUAAUCAAGAUCAUCCAGGAAACCAUGACGAAAUUGACAUUGAGUUUCUUGGCACAACACCAGGUAAGCCAUAUGUGUUACAAACAAAUGUAUAUAUGAGAGGAAGUGGAGAUGGGAACAUUAUAGGAAGAGAGAUGCAGUUUCAUCUUUGGUUUGACCCAACUCAAAAUUUUCACAACUAUGCUAUUCUAUGGAAACCCAAUGAAAUAAUAUUUUUAGUGGAUGAUGUUCCUAUAAGAAGAUAUCCUAGGAAAAUUGAUGCCACCUACCCUUCAAGACCAAUGUAUUUGUACGGAUCAAUUUGGGAUGCAUCUACUUGGGCAACUGAAGGUGGAAAAUACAAAGCAGAUUAUAAAUUCCAACCCUUUGUUGGAAGAUACACUAACUUCAAAUUACAAGGUUGUACCAUUGAAAGCCCUGCCUCAUGUCAAUCACCCUCUGUCUCUGCUGGGUAUGGUAGCCUUAGCCCUCAACAAUAUAGGGCAAUGCAAUGGGUCCAAAACAAUUACAUGAUCUAUAAUUAUUGUCAUGAUCCUAGAAGAAACCACAAUCUUAUCCCAGAGUGUUAA